AUGGCCCAACUCCCAGGCGCAUCGGCAGUGGUGCCGGCCAUCCAGGCGGCGAUGAUCUUUGCCAUCGCGCUCCAAUAUGGAUGCUACCUGGACUUGGGCACGGCCCUGGCAGUGUCCACUUUCCUCGGCAGCGAGUAUGUGAAGAUGUCUUUGGUCAGCCAUGCCAUCGGAUGGAUCCCCGUCGCAGGGAAUCUAAUAAAGACAGCUCUUUCAGUUGUGAUGACCGAGGGCAUCGGGACGGCAGCCGAGAAGAUGCUCAGCUGUCCUGCUAUGCGCGAGGAUCUCCUAGACAAGGCAUCCCGCGAGGAGCCCUCUGAGACACUUGCUGAGGAGGGUCAAGCCUCGCAAGUCAGGGAGUACUUCCACGUGAUUUCCGAGUUCCUCUCCUCGAGCGAAGUCACCCCCUGGAGCAGCACCACUGCGGCUGCUCGGGAGGUGUGGCAUCGCGUGGAGUCGAUCUUCCGCAAGGAAGACCAGGUGAAACUGCUGGCGAAGGUGCACGAGGUGAGGUCGGAGCGCCGUGGGGUGCGCGGGCGCACCGCGAGAGUCACGCAGGCACGGAAUCCGGAGGACCUCGUGGCCUUGGCCCACAAGUAUAGCUGGAACCUCCAGGUGCUGGAGGCCUCGCUGCUGGCUUUGCGAGAUCGCUUUCCACAUGAACUCGCCUGCACUGAUGUGGAUUCUUUGGCUCGCCGGUUCUGGUCCUCUCAGGCAGAUGGCGAGGUCAAAGCCGUCUCAGCCCCGCACCUGCUGCACUGCUGGUCGCGACUGCCUCUGCCCCGUCGCCGUGCAGCAGCGCUACUGGCCGCGGAGCUGGUGGCCGAAGCCACGCGCAUGGGAGGCCACGCAGCCGUGCUGCCAAGGGCCUUGGACGUUUUGAAGGAGGGAACUCGGCCCCAAGGAGGCGCAGAGCUCUUGGAGGACUUCGGCUUGCCGACGUUUUUGGAGGCUUUGCUGAAGGCUCUAAUGCGCGGCGAGGCUGCGAAGAGCUCCCAGUGGCUGGCUCUGCGGCAUCUGCAGCAGCUGGACUUGAUGGAGAACGUCCCUGGCGCAGAAUCCUGCCUGCCAUCGCUCCACACCGACAUCAAGAAGCUCUUGACGGUCGAUGCCCUUCCAGAAGGCACGGAGACUCCUCAGACCGUGGCGCUGGCUGCCACCAGCAAGGUAGACCCUUUUGCCACACUGGUGGGGCAGCAGUGUGCGGUCAAGAGGCUGAUGCAGUCUCCGGGGUAUGUGCGGCUGCGCAAGAAAGGCAUCCAGCGUCCGGGUGUUCCGUUGGUGCUGCUCAUGACGGGGCCUUCAGGAACAGGGAAGACGAUGGCGGCUCGGACGAUGGCUGAAGUCAUCCACGGAAGGCCCAUCCAAGAGCUGGAGGCAUCGGGUCGCUUCAGGCUCUUCCCAAUGCCUCUCGACAUGCAGAAAGAGCCGAGGAAGACCUUCUUCGGGCCGCCCCGUGGCAUCCAGGGCUCUGGCGACCUCCCUGACCUUGUGAGACAGCACCCGGAUGCAGUGAUCGUACUUGAUGAGAUCGAGAAGGCACAUUCGGACUUCGCAAGGGCGUUGCUGACUGUCUUCGGCGAGUAUGGGACCGUCUACGAUCCCCGAACAGGACGGGACUAUCCGGCAGCCAAUGCUACCUUUAUCCUCACGAGCAACCUCGCGAAAGACCUGAUUCUCAAACAUCCGGUCUCGGUUGCCAAGAGCCAGGGCCGUGCCGUAGAAACCUGGCAGAAGCUCCCUUUGGGUGUGGACGGCGACCCAGAUUGUGCUGGCUACGCAAAGCUUCGCGAUGCCGUGGAUGCGGAGCUGAGCCAUCCCCCGGCCAUCGACAGAGAGCACGGCUUCUUCCGCGAGAGCGAGAUCCGGGGCCGCCUGACGGACGUGCUGCCCUUCCUGCCCUUCAGCCCUCGCGAGGUGGAGCAGGCCGUCCGCGGCUUCCUGGCCUCCGAGUCCAAAGCCUUCUCGCAGCACCCGGGCUUUUCAAACGUGGAACUGGCCUGGAGCCCAGAGGUGGUUCGCUACUUCGCGAACCUUUACCUGAAAAAGCCCGACGAGGGGCUCCGUGCCGUGAACAAGGAGCUGCAAGCUCAGGUGCGGGAUCUGCUGGAGCGCUCCAUCGAGGCCGGUUUGGUGGCGCGGGGCGCCAUCGCCGCUCUUCGUUUGGAUGAAGGCCAGUGCAGCAAGGAGGCGCGCCUCGACUUGCGCGCUGUCCUCCGCGCAGAACCAGUGCAAGCAGGGCCAGAGACAGCUGCCCUCCAAGCUGCCGAGUCCGCAGAGCCAAAAGACGAGGAGACCUCGGACUACUUCUUUUCUACAGUCACCGCCCUUCUGUCCGGUGAGUGGAUUGUCAACGAAUCCUCAUGGAGCUGGACAAGCCCAGAGAAGCCCGCGAGGAGCGAAACGGGGUGGGAUUGGCAAUACGACUGGGAGUGGCAGCCGGACUUGGAGUGGCAUAGUGAGUGGGACUGGCAGCGCGUCUGGGAGCGCCUCUUCUUGAUUCUGUGGGAGUGGCGCUUUCCCCUCGUGGUCACAGCCACGCUGCUUAUCGUCGUUGCCUCUGCUGGAAUGGCAGCACCAGUGGCCGCGCCUGCCGCCACGGUUUCUGCAGGCGCAGCCGCAGCCCCUGUGUUUGGUGCCGCUGGCGGUUCGGCAGCUGUGGGCGCGACCGCCGCUGCUGUAAGCUCCUGGAUGUUGGUGACGGGCAGCUCGGCUUCUGUCGCCGUUCCCGGUCUGACGUUCUAUUAUGCCUGGAAGAAUCGGCACUAUGUCGAAGCCGCCAUUUUUGCUGCUUUGUCCCUGGCGCUUUGCCCCUAUGCAUGGCGGGUCUACUGUGCAGCCUCGAGCCUCGCCAAGCAGGCUCAGGGGCUCUGGGCUCUUUUGGGAACAUCUGAGCUGCUUUGCCCUUUCCCGGAUGCCGUGCAGAUGGCACCAAAGCCGCCGAAGCCGCUUUCUUCGAAAGCUCCGCAGAAGAUCCGAGGAGCGAAGACGAAGCUCCCCAGAGGAGACUUCAAGCUGAAGCUGACGGCACAUCCCAUCGAAAUGGCGUCUCCCCUUGAAGCAGGUGCCGUCGGACCUGGCAGCGCUGCUACGUCCGACGAGAAAGUCGAGAACGAGCCUACCGGCGGUGACGCUGUCCAGGGAGGAGCGAGGGAAGCUUCGCAAAGCCCUGAAGGCCCCGCAGUGACAGGCGCCAACGCCGCCAGCUCUCAGAGUCCGACCGAGCAGCCCGGCUUGAAGGGUUUGCCUGUGUUUGUGGGGCCCCCAGCCGGCUCCGAGUGCAUGGAGAAGGAGCAAGAGGAAUCGCGAAAAACCGAGGAGGAAGAGCUGGAUGAGGUGGAGGAAGAAGAGGGACAGGAGCAGGAAGAGGACUAG
Molecule: messenger RNA, 3372 nt
Organism: Symbiodinium sp. CCMP2592
Lineage: Eukaryota; Dinophyceae; Suessiales; Symbiodiniaceae
Source: the annotation of a GenBank genome assembly